Acanthochromis polyacanthus (spiny chromis) is the source of this 4993-nucleotide messenger RNA. RefSeq names its product prominin 1 b (gene prom1b). Gene Ontology annotation, molecular function: cholesterol binding. Gene Ontology annotation, cellular component: cilium; cell surface; microvillus. The record is from RefSeq and is a predicted model, not a curated record. Lineage: Eukaryota; Metazoa; Chordata; Actinopteri; Pomacentridae.
CACUUGAGCCUCUUGCCGUGCACGCGAGAUUAGUGUCCGGUGAGCGCGGGGGGGACACCGGGAGAGCGAGCACACCCUGGCCGUUGGUCCGCUGAGUCGACGAAGAGCUCCGCGAAGAUGUCGGCGAUGAGUCCGCACCGAGACACGAGCAGCUAACGGCCGCUGCCUCCGGAUACCGAGAAGUUUCUCCGUCGGACAGUUGAAAGGAGACCUGCGGGGAUAAACCGCCCAGAGACGGACAGGUGUUUUCCGCCGUCUCCCCCCUCCGUCCCCCGCUGGACUGUGGCAGCCACCACCGAAGCUGCUUGCUGGUUUUCUUUUCUACUUUGUACUGCUCUUGUUUUUAGACUUUUCUGAGCCAUGUUGUGGUCGCGGUGGCUUGUCCUGCUGCUCUGCUGGGGGACAAGCGGCGAGCAGCAGGCGGAUGAGAGGGACCGGGCUGGAGUCCGAGCGGACUCCCGCAGGCAGCGCUCCCCUCCGCCGGUGGAGCCGCUGGAUUUUGGGUUCGUACCCGCGGCCGUUUACGACACCCACGCUUACUACGAGCCGGGGAGCAUAGGCAUCCUCUUCCACAUGGUCCACGCGUUUCUCUACGUGGUACAACCGAACUCCUUCCCUAAAGACCUCAUUGUCAGAGUCAUUCAGCAAAACAUGGGGGGAAUCAAAAUAGAGGACUGGAGGAAGCCAGACAACGUCGUACUGUUGCUACAGUGGAUCCACUAUGAGGCCGGAUUCAUCGUAUGUGCGACCGUCGGUAUCGUGUUUGUGGUCCUCGUUCCCAUCAUAGCAACGUGUUUCUGUGUGUGUCGAUGCUGCGAAAACUGCGGAGGUGAGAUGCACCAGAGACAGAGGAAAAACGCUGACUGCCACCGAGGUUUCUUUACCGCCUCACUCAUCACCAUCUCCGUCUUCAUCAUUCUGGGAGUUCUCAUCGCCUAUGCUGCAAAUCACAAUGUCAGCACCCAGAUCAAGAGCACCCGGCGGCUCAUUAAUACCAACAUGAGAGACCUGAAGACAUUUGCUAACAACACGCCUGCGCAAAUUGAAUACCUGACAGCCCAGUACACCACAGCCAAGAACAAAGUCCUCUCAGACCUCGACAACAUUGGACCGUUGCUGGGCGGCAGGAUACACAGUCAGCUGGAGAAAGAGGUGGUUCCCUCGCUGGACACUGCCCUGCGAAUGGCAGGAGCCAUGAGGGAAACCAAGGAGGCCUUAGAGACCGUCAACACCUCCUUGGAGCUUCUUCAGGACGGGAUGGGGAAGCUUCAGACCAGUAUUUCAGGGGAGCGUGCCUCCCUAUCCAACACGCUGUCCGACCCGGCCUGCACCAAUGGAGCUGUGUCUCCUACAUGCAACACCAUCCGCUCCACACUGUCCCAGCUGGGAGUCAACGCCGACUACUCCAAGCUCUCAGAUGUCAGCCACGCUUUGGUCAACAUUAAUACCAUCUUGAGAACAGAUCUCAGCAACAUUGUACAAAAGGGUUAUGCGUCCUUCAAUGACACACCAAAACUGGUUAAAGAGCAAACUAAAAACAUUGUCUCAGCUUUGCCUAGAGUAAAAGGCAUGCUGGAUAAGAUCGGCACAGAGAUCACCAGCUUCUCCAAGAUGUUCCCAGUGGAACCCUCUCUGGCCAAUUUCACCAUCUUCCUCAAUGAAAGACAAAAGGCCAUCGAGUCCUUUUACCCACAGAUUGACCAGAUGGAUUUCUAUAGGUGGAUCGGCUGCGUGGCGGUGCUCUGCAUGGUCAUCCUGGUCCUGGCCUUCAACGUCCUCGGUCUGCUGUGUGGCACCUGCGGCUACGACAAGCAAGCGACGCCGACAACCCGCGGCUGCCUUUCGAACACCGGAGGAAACCUGCUGAUGGCUGGGGUGGGCUUCUCCUUUAUCUUUGCCUGGGUGCUGAUGGCCAUCGUUACCUCGCUGUUUGUUGCUGGUGGAAACAUAGAGAAGAUGUUAUGUGAACCUCUGGCUAACCGGCAGCUGUUCAAGAUCAUAGACACACCGUUCCUCGUGCAUCCUGAAAAGAAAAACUUCCUUCCUGGGAUGCUGUUUCAGAAUCCAAAUAUUGACUUGACUUUGGGCAGCAUGUACAGGGAAUGCUACGAGAACAACGGUCUGUAUCACGCUCUGCAGCUGGAGACCAUGUUCAACAUCAACUCCUUCCUCAACAGAACUGUGUACAACAGGGAUCUGGCCAAAGUGUUUGAAGGUGUGCAGGUGGAUCUGCAGAACGUCACACUGCUGGAGCAGGCCGGCAGAGACAACCUCAUCAACUUCGCCAACUCUGGAAUUGGAAAUAUCGACUAUGAUGCUUAUCUUACUGAGGUAAAUAAGGGAGUCACUCUGGUGGAUCUGCUGUCCUUUGCUACUGACCUGGAGGCUCAGGCCGACCAGCUGCCUCGUGGUGCUUUGGAGAACGCACUGAGAGGACACGCCAGCAGUAUCAGACUCAUUCACAGGGAGCAGGUGGUGCCCAUGGAGCAAGCAAUGAAAUAUGUCCGAGCGCGGAGCACACUGAGUCAGAGCAUCAAAAAACUGCAGAGGACGUCCAACGACCUGCCAGUCAAGGUCACUAAUGUCCUGAGCGCCAUUGAUGCAGCCGAGUACCUCAUCACCCAUAAUGCCUCACAUGUGGUGAAGCAGGAAACAAAAAGCUAUGUUCAGAGCUUGGUGGGAUACUUCAGACAGUACACAGAAUGGGUGAAAAACUCACUAACUGCAGAGGUUGCUCAGUGUAAACCCAUCAGUAACAUUGUGGACAGCAUGGAGAUAGUAGCAUGCAGCUUCAUAAUCGACUCAGUGAACACGUUCUGGUUUGGUCUCGGAGGCUGCUGCAUCCUUCUGAUCCCCAGCAUCAUCUUCUCUGUCAAACUGGCCAAGUACUACAGAAGAAUGGACACAGAGGACGUCUUUGAAGAUGGACAGGAGAGCUGGAACUGAUCUCGACUUUGUGGAUCGUUGGACUCGUCUUGUUUAGAUCGUGUAGCAUUUCCAAGGACAAAAGGGAAGAACAACAACAAUCAGGAACUGUGCGGAGAGGCUGACCCGCCGCUCGGUAUUCUUUCAGGCCAUUUGAUAAGGAACUCUGAUGCCAGUCAAUCGUAAACCUAUAAAGUGUUCCCUCGCUCACUCCAGCUUCCGGUCACAUUAGUCCCUCUAGUGUUUCAUGCUGUACACAAUCGACUAACAGAACAUUCUUCUUGCAUAGUUAGUUUUACCUGUAGCCAGUGAAUUUCUCCUCAACACUUUCAGUUUUAACACGGUGACACAAGUGUACAUUUUUUACACUUUCAAAACUUUUGAAAGUUUUAUAUAUUUUUGUUAAUCUUUGUUUUAUAACAUGUAGUAGUUUUUUUGUAGUAGUAGUAGCCCAUUUCUCUCUUUUUUUUUUUUUUUUGUCUCUGUGAAUACUUGUGAUAUAGCUUGCAUCAUUUUGAUUUCAACUAGUUCACCAGGAACAUUUUUAAGAAAUAGUUUGACAUUGUGGACAAUACGCUAAUCGCUUUCUUGCUGAGAACACGAUGAGAAGAUACACUGUCAAGCCUGUAUGUCAAAAAUAAGCAGAUGGUUCGUUUAGUUUAGCAAAAGGACAAAACUAAAAGCAAAGUCAGGCAAAACUAAGAGUCAACAGUUAGUUUGAGCUGCUGUGAAUGCUAAUGUCUGCGUGCUAACAAGCUCACCGUGGUAAAAACAACUAGCUGCUAUUCUGCUAGUGUAAUGUUUACCACGUUACAAUGUUUACCUACCUUUGUUUAGUAAAAUUAUUUACUAAUUUAUUUCUAAUUAGCACUAAUUAAAGUGUAUGAACACAAACCAAACUAAUUUAACUAAUUACAGUUGUGACUUGAUGAUCAUGGUGUGAAAAAUCAAGGGAUCCCCAAAGCUUUUCUUUUUAAAUCCUCUGGGUAACGUGUUUUUCUGCAGAAAAUUUCAUUGCAGUCCGCCAAAAAUAUCAACCUCCUGGUGCUCUUGAGGGACAAGUAAGAGGAUGAGAAAAGUUAAUAGGAUUCAUACUCAUAAAUGUCUUUACCUCAUGCACAGGUAAACUGUCAAACAGUUGAGAUACUUGGAUAUUUCUGUCUGGACCAAAGUGGUGAACCGGCUGAUCAACUGUUCUCAUAGAAUCCAACGUGAUUUUUUUUCAGGGUUUGUUUUUGUACCAAUUAAAAUAAAAGAAAAAGGCUUUAAAUGCAUUGCAUUUCCUUUGAACAGGUGAGCUUCUUCCACCAUCGCCUGUCUUUGUGCUAAGCUAAGCUACCCAUCUCUAGACUUUUUUUAUUGUUUGAUACAGACAAGAUAGUUAUCGAUCAUCCCAGCUAACCCAGCAAGAAAGCUAAAAAAAAAAGAGGGUUUCCCAAAAUGCUAUCCCUUUAAAGCUCCAGUCUAAAAGAUUUAGUGGUAUCCAGCAGUGAGGCUGCAGAUUCCAGCCAACUGAAUACCUCUAACCUUCACCUUCCAAGCUUUUAGGAGACCCAACAGUGGUGCUGAAAAAUGUGACAUGUCCUCUCUAGGGCCAAUGUUUGAUUUGUCCAUUCUCGAGUGGAGCAGCAUGGAAGAAAACCUGAACCUUCUAUAAAGGACAAAAACACAACAAAAUAAUGAAUAUUCUAAUUAUUUUCCGCCAUUAGAUCCAUCUAAAUGUGACACACUGGACCAUUAAAUGCUAAAAUGACUAAUCUGGCAGCUUAGUUUGUUUCUGUGUUCACGUCCUUGAGACACAAAGAAUUCCUAGUUUAUCCUGGAUCUUGAAGCAAAAUGUUACAAGCUAUUCAGGGCACAUGCAUACGCUACACACACCGCUCCCUAACAAGGUUUCAAGACAGCUAACACACAAAAUACUGCGUCUUAGUGAGGCCCUAGUUGCUUGCGUUGUCCAAGGUUUGAGAAAUACAGCUCCCAGAAGCCUCAGUGAUGUCAGAGGUCUGAGGUACACAAAAGGAGGUGGUGAAGGGCGCAAAUCUGUGAAUAAAAACUUGUCUAAAAACUG